This is a messenger RNA of Darwinula stevensoni, 879 nucleotides long. The record is from the annotation of a GenBank genome assembly. Lineage: Eukaryota; Metazoa; Arthropoda; Ostracoda; Podocopida; Darwinulidae.
GGGGAACUAUGGUGUUCAACCCAGGCUGAUAUAUUGGAACAGGGAGCAUUUCCAGAAGUGACAACAGGCAACCAGUCUUCAAAACCAACUUCGUUGGAAAGAAAACCUUCUCCAGCUGAGUAUCGCUUCAUAUUGCCAGAGUUCCUGCCAGACCCAAAGGUGGAGUGGCGGAACAAAAUUCGUGAAAAGCUGGAGCGGGCAGACAUGCUCAAGAGAAGGAAGAUUAUUGACAUUCCUGAGUUUUAUGUUGGAAGCAUUCUGGCUGUGACUGUAUCUGACCCCCAUGCUCCAGGGAAGAUGAGCCGAUUUUUGGGACUUUGCACGGAGAGGGGAGGCUGUGGCUUGCGGGCCUAUUUUGUCCUUCGAAAUGUCAUUGAUGGCCAAGGUGUGGAAGUCAUGUAUGAGAUGUAUAACCCCACCAUCCAGUCAGUUGAGGUUAUCCGACUUGAAAAGCGACUGGAUGAGAACCUCAGAUACUUGCGUGAUUGCCCAUCUGAAUUUAGCACCUUCCCUCAGGACAUGGAACAUGAGAUUCUUCCUCCUGGCUCUACUGUCCCCCUCAAUACCUUGAAGGUUCCCCUGACAGCAAGGACCUGGUCUCAGAAGUGGCAGUACUGGAAUCUGAAGGGUGUGGAGCCCCAUACAAUGCAACUGGAAUACUGGCAGAAGAAGAAAUAUAUCAAGACUCAGUUGUCUGGCAAUGUACCAAAACUUGCUCCAUGGCACAAAUAUGAACUCAUGGAGGAGUACCGCUCCUCCAUCCCAGAAGAGGAACAAGUGGAAAUGUAUUCAGAAGUAUUGACUGAGCUGGGAGAUAGGCUCAUGAAGGAGGGACGAACGCGCCGACGUCGUACUCUUGUCCGACCAAGAAAAACUGCU